Molecule: messenger RNA, 2047 nt
Organism: Cinclus cinclus
Lineage: Eukaryota; Metazoa; Chordata; Aves; Passeriformes; Cinclidae
Gene: PTP4A1
Product: protein tyrosine phosphatase 4A1
Exons: 5
Coding region: 35-556 (173 amino acids)
Biological process (GO): protein dephosphorylation
Cellular component (GO): nucleus
Molecular function (GO): protein tyrosine phosphatase activity
Source: RefSeq, a predicted model, not a curated record
UUCAUAAUCUUGUUGCAUGUUUAACUAAAUCAAUAUGGCCCGAAUGAACCGCCCAGCUCCUGUGGAAAUCACCUACAAGAACAUGAGAUUCCUGAUCACACAUAAUCCAACCAAUGCAACCUUAAACAAAUUCAUAGAGGAACUUAAGAAAUACGGUGUUACCACAGUGGUGAGAGUGUGUGAAGCUACUUAUGACACUGCUCCGGUGGAAAAAGAAGGCAUUCAGGUCUUGGACUGGCCCUUUGAUGACGGUGCUCCACCAUCCAACCAGAUUGUUGAUGAUUGGCUAAACCUCCUUAAAGUUAAAUUUCGUGAAGAACCUGGCUGUUGUAUUGCUGUACACUGUGUUGCUGGUCUUGGAAGAGCUCCAGUCUUAGUUGCUCUUGCACUGAUAGAAUGUGGAAUGAAGUACGAAGAUGCAGUGCAGUUCAUAAGACAGAAGCGGCGUGGAGCUUUCAACAGCAAGCAACUUUUGUACUUGGAGAAAUACCGCCCCAAGAUGCGUCUGCGCUUUAAAGACUCCAAUGGUCACCGAAAUAAUUGUUGUAUUCAGUAAAGCUCAACAGCCUAUAGUACUUCUUUGGGAAUAAAGGAUGGAAACUAGAACUAAGCAGACUGCAUGCCAAAGACAUCGGUCUGGUAUUUUUUAGUAGUAAAGGAAGCUUCCUUAGGAGUAUUUAUUAGGCUAAAGGCUCAGUAGAAAUGCAUCUUCUAUGUUUAGAUAAAUAUCUGUCUAUUUGGAGACCCAGUAAAUGUUCUUGCUGUACCCUGUUUCUGAGCUGUCUCCUUGUUUAUUAAUUAUCAGAUCAAAUAUCCUUUAAUCAUGCCAUUGAGUCUUACUGACCUAGUUUCAACUACUGAAAAUUGGGGUACUAAAAUAAAUCAAUCUGUAGAGAGAUUAGGUGCCAAAAUACCCAGCAUAUCAGCUACAUGUUUUUCCUUAAAAUGAGCAUAGUUAUGAUGAUGUGAGAACUACCAGCUUAUCUGGACUUUACUAUCUUUUUUUUUCUACAGCCAUUUCAAUAUUGAAGAAUAUGGCCUCUAAAGUAGUCUUGCCUGCUCACUGUAUGUUUUGUCUCCCACAAUCGCACUAGAAUUAUCAGGAUUUGCACAGUCUUGUCUUUUUAAUACUAUGAAUUACAGCAACUUUUUACCCCUGCAUCUGUACUUUUCUGUUACCUGAACCUCUCCAUAUUACAAGUCAUUACUCUGGUUAUUCAUGUAGAAGAUCUUUUAAAUUGUACAGAAGCACACAAGUCUUUAAUGUCUCCAGACAAAAAGCCUUACAGUAGAAUUAAUGUUGGCACUUCAUGUGCAACUUAACAGAGGGCCUGAAAAGGUUGGGAGGGGCUAUUUAAUAUUUCUAGUAAAAUGUUGCCUUUGUCUUGUGCAGGAAGUAUAGAAUAUGCCCUUUACUUUAGUAAAUAUUUUUUUAAAAUGUAGAGAUGCUUUGUUAUUGUAGCUAAAAAUUCUUAAUCAGAAAAUUUCUGAAAAAUCUUGUAGUUUUCUUUUACUGUAACUAUUGAGAGUUGUUUACCAACUAUUGCUUUGUUGAAAGUGUGAUCUUUUUCUUUUCGUUUUUCCUCCUUGAGUUUCUGCUAUGACUUGGGCAGACCUCUGUAAUAUUUUGUAUGCCUUUCAAGCUGCGUAACUUAAUAUUUGGAUACUUGAUAAUUUGUUUUAUUAUGUAAUUGAUAAAAUGGUGAUGUGUAUUAAUGUUAGUUCAACCAUAUAUUUAUACUGUCUUGGGAAUGUGUGGUUAUAGUUCUGUGGGAGAAAUACUUUUGCCAGUGUUCACCAGCUUGUAAAAUCUAGUGCGAGAGCUUAAAACAUCUAAAUAAAUACUGAAAUGCACUUAAGAAGUUUGCUGAAAUGCUCAUCACUUUCACUUACUUUUGUGUACUUUGUCAGCAAUCUUGAGGUGCCUAAAUUCAGGAUCUAAUCAGGCAUCUGUUUUCUUCUUUUUUUAAAAUCUGGGCCUGAAUGUCCCCUUUGCUGUAAUGUUUGCUGUUUGUUUUACUUACAAAUAAAUGUGGACAAAAAUUAA